Molecule: messenger RNA, 758 nt
Organism: Strongylocentrotus purpuratus (purple sea urchin)
Lineage: Eukaryota; Metazoa; Echinodermata; Echinoidea; Camarodonta; Strongylocentrotidae
Product: aryl hydrocarbon receptor repressor-like
Exons: 2
Coding region: 392-691 (99 amino acids)
Biological process (GO): regulation of transcription by RNA polymerase II
Cellular component (GO): aryl hydrocarbon receptor complex; nucleus
Molecular function (GO): transcription cis-regulatory region binding; protein dimerization activity; nuclear receptor activity
Source: RefSeq, a predicted model, not a curated record
AACUCUUCAUUUCAUAUCGCCCAUGGCCCCGUGCGCGCCCGCGACGUAGGCCUAUUUUUCGCAACUUGGUCGUGGUGUUCAGGUUGGAAUCGCAAUUUCGAGCACUUAUCUGUACUCCAAAAUCCAUGCGAACUUAACACAUAAUUGUGUCAGUGUGUAUGUGACCAUCAAAACUAUCAGGAUUAUUACCAUGUUGGUGCACCGACACUGAAUAGGUCUCUGCAUGUGCCUCAAUCGGAAAAUUUGCGCAAGCACAGCCACAGCAGACGUGAAUUGAAUGAGGAAGAGAGAAGCCGAUAACUCGAACUUGAACCUGAUUUUUUGACAUGACCAUGUGAAAUCGGUAAAAUUGUGGAUUUCGAAGGAACGUUACAUUUAGCUCAGCCGCGACAUGGAUUCCAUAGGAUCUAAACUUUAUGCUGGCAAAAGGCGUCGUCGUCCUGCCAAACGGAAUACGAUCCCAGCCAACGGAACGGUGCGUACCAACCCUAGUAAGCGGCAUCGUGACCGUCUCAACACAGAGCUCGAUCGGUUGGCUAGCCUGUUGCCUUUCGACUCGGACACCGUCACCAAGCUCGACAAGCUCUCUAUCCUCAGGCUCAGUGUGAGCUAUCUGAGAAACAAGAGCUACUUCCAAGGUAGGUACAUUUUUACGUUAAUCCUGCUCGAGAAAUUUCAAUUUUUGUAUUAAAGUGACUACGUAACAUUGCCUAAGAUUCUGAAACAAAAUCCUGGAUUUAGCUCAUGCUGCAAUCGUA